CAUUGUGGCUUCUAGGCAGGACGGCCAGCGUGCCCACGGGCCGGAGAGCGAUCCUGAGGAGGGGAAGGAUGCCGUCGGCGGUAUGCGGAGGCCUGGCAGGGUCCGAGCUACGUCCACGGAGGGGCCGCUGUGGGGGGGUCCUGCUGGCCCUGGUGACGCUGCUGGCCUUCGCCACCCGCUUCCAUCGUCUGGACCAGCCACCUCACGUCUGUUGGGAUGAGACUCACUUUGGAAAAAUGGGAAGUUACUAUAUCAACCGUACCUUUUUCUUUGAUGUGCACCCUCCUCUGGGAAAGAUGCUGAUAGGUCUUGCUGGCUACCUGAGUGGAUAUGAUGGUACCUUUAUGUUCCAGAAGCCUGGGGACAGAUAUGAGCAUCACAACUACAUGGGAAUGAGAGGAUUCUGUGCGUUCCUCGGUUCCUUGCUGAUCCCCUUUGCCUACCUCACUGUACUGGAGCUGUCCAAGUCCCUCCCCGCAGCACUGCUCAGCGCUGCCCUCCUCACCUUUGACACAGGAUGCCUCACUCUGUCCCAGUACAUCCUCCUUGACCCCAUCUUGAUGUUCUUCAUCAUGGCUGCCAUGCUGAGCAUGGUCAAGUACAACUCCUGUGCUGACAGGCCCUUCUCUGCCCCCUGGUGGUUCUGGCUCAGCCUGACUGGCAUUAAUCUGGCUGGUGCUAUAGGGGUCAAGUUUGUUGGCCUCUUUAUCAUCCUGCACGUGGGGUGGAACACCGUAUCAGACCUUUGGCACCUGUUUGGAGACCUCAGUCUUUCAUUGGUGACUGUGGGAAAACACCUGACUGCGCGCAUCCUGUGCCUCAUAGUGCUGCCGCUGGCUCUCUACACAGCCAUCUAUGCUGUUCACUUCGCGGUGCUGAAUCAAAGUGGUCCCGGCGAUGGCUUCUUCAGCUCCGCCUUCCAGGCCCGGCUCUCAGGAAACACCCUUCACAAUGCUUCCGUCCCUGAGUACCUAGCCUUCGGCUCUGUGAUCACUGUGAAGAACCUGCGGAUGGCCAUCGGCUAUCUCCACUCCCACAGGCAUCUCUAUCCUGAGGGCAUUGGCGCCCACCAGCAGCAGGUCACCACCUAUCUGCACAAGGACUACAACAACCUGUGGAUUAUCAAGAAGCAGAAUACAGACUCAGAUCCCCUAGACCCCUCAUUCCCAGUGGAGUUUGUAAGACAUGGAGACAUCAUUCGACUAGAACAUAAAGAGACCUCUCGGAACUUGCACAGUCACUAUCAUGAGGCCCCCCUGACCCGGAAGCACUACCAGGUCACUGGCUAUGGCAUAAAUGGGACAGGGGACUCAAAUGAUUUCUGGCGGAUUGAGGUUAUAAACAGAAAAUUUGGAAACCGGAUCAAAGUGCUGAGAAGUCGAAUUCGCUUCAUUCAUCUGGUCACAGGCUGUGUCCUGGGCUCCUCGGGAAAGGUUCUGCCCAAGUGGGGCUGGGAGCAACUGGAAGUUACUUGCACUCCGUACCUAAAGGAAACCCUCAACUCCAUCUGGAAUGUGGAGGACCACAUCAAUCCCAAGUUGCCAAACAUCAGCCUGGACGUGCUGCAGCCCAGUUUUCCUGAGAUCUUGCUGGAGUCCCACAUGGUGAUGAUCCGGGGGAACAAUGGCCUCAAACCCAAGGACAAUGAAUUCACAUCCAAACCCUGGCACUGGCCUGUCAACUACCAGGGCCUGCGCUUCUCGGGGAUCAAUGACACGGACUUCCGAGUAUACCUGCUCGGCAACCCGGUGGUUUGGUGGCUGAAUCUGCUGAGCAUUGCCCUCUACGUCCUCUCAGGGAGCAUCAUUGCCGUCGCUGUGCAGAGAGGGGCACAUCUGCCUCGGGAGGUUGAAGGGCUGUCCCAGGUCCUGCUGCGAGGAGGCGGUCAGCUGUUGCUGGGCUGGGCGCUCCACUACUUCCCCUUCUUCCUCAUGGGCCGGGUCCUCUAUUUCCACCACUACUUCCCAGCCAUGCUCUUCUCCAGCAUGCUCACAGGCAUUCUGUGGGACACUCUCCUGCGGCUCUGUGCCUGCGGCCUGGCUGCCUCUUCUCUGGCCAGCGGUGUCCACAUGGGGGGAGUCCUGAGCCUGCUCCUGGGAACUGCCUACAGCUUCUACCUCUUCCAUCCUCUCGCUUACGGGAUGGUUGGUCCCCUAGCCCAGGACCCCCAAAGUCCGAUGGCAGGACUAAGGUGGCUGGAAUCAUGGGACUUUUGAAGCCACAGCCUUAGUCCUGGAACUUCCUGGGGACAGCCAGCUGUGGAGCCAGUCCCUGAGCCCUCCCAGCUGUGGAGGAAGCUGCCCGAGGAGCCUGAGGAAUUCACUCGCCUGCAGGACCAAGCUCUAGGAGCAGACCUGGAAUUGAACCCAACACUAGAGAGCCACGGCUGUGCCUGCAGAUUCCACUGCUGGGGAUGACUCAGCACCGAGGAUGUCUCUUAGGCCGCUGCCCCACAUGUGCAACAUGAGGGAAGAUGAGUGUGCGAGAGUGGUGGGAGUGCGAGGUGAGGGCACGUUUGUCCAGGCACCUGUGGAAUGUGGACUGUGGCUGCGGACAGCUGUGUCAUAAACUCCAAGAGAGAGGCCAGGGCUACAGUAGUUUUUUCUGGUAUUUUUUUCACACUGGAUUUGGUUUGUAAGUAAGACCCAGCAACAAUUCUCUGACCUCCAAGAGGGAUGAGAGCCUGGCCCCAUCUUGGGACAUCAGCAGUGGCAGAGCAGAAGGGACUGGCGGAGCUGUGCUGCCCUCCUCCUCACAAAUAAACCAGUGCGCUGCAUGCCCCUGAACUGGUGGGCGGCCCGCAGCUGCUUCCCCGCGUGGCUGCUGUUGGGACAGCUCCUGUGUGGCAGCAGGUGGCUGGACUUCCUGUCUGCGGUGGCCACAGCGAGGCAGCUGAGGACUCGCCACAUCUGAAAAUGUCACCCCAUGAGAUUGGCGGGAGGAAUGGCGUCCUAUCCUUGGCUACUCUGUGUUCCAAGGCCCUGGGGGUUAGAGGCGGUUUCUCGCUACCCAUCCUUCCCUCUGCAUCCAGCUGUGAGGACAGGACAGAUGCAUUCUCCUGGUGGCUGGGAGAACCAUUGGGCCCCUUGCUGAGCAGCCACGGCAGAUGUGUGGCAGGGCAGGGAUCUGUGUGGUGCUGGGCAGGGGUCACUCACUAAGUGUUCCCUAUUUUUACUUCUCAGUUCUCCCCUGCUGACACCCUCUACCACUCCUUUUCAUUUCCCUUUCUCUGUGUCUCAGUGUCAUCAAUCUCUUUUCCCCCCCCAAAGACCCGGAGCACCUAGAAAUGCAUUAAAGCUUCACCUCUCUUACUUUGAACCCAAGCAGGAAGCACAGAGCUGUUCCUUUCACUUCCUCCCCAAAUGAAAGGGAUUAAGAAAGCCCUGGGGUCCCAACUGAACCAACCCAAGGCCAGCCUUCCGCCUGCCUCCCUCUUCCCAGUGCAUGACAGAGUAUUUAUUUUGUCUCAGAGGACUGUGAUGCUUCAAGGUUAAUGCCCAAUCUGCCACACUCCAUCUUCCCUCCUCUGUAGCCCCUACCAACUCUGACAGGGUCAGAGCUCUUUAGAACAUCUUCGGAGGCGGUUGCCACGGAGACUGGAAAUUGGUCCUGGGGACAGGCUGUGCUACCUACUGGGUGAUGGGAAGGGAAGCUUCUGGCCAUGCUUGGACGUUGAGACCAACCAUCAUUAAUGUUAAUAGAGGAAAUAUAGCAACAUCAAAAGCAAGGCAGGUUUGUUAAUUAGAUCUGGGGCCUGAUGACCUCCCUCUCCCAGGGCUACAGCCCUUUUGACUUCCCCCAGCAGGAAACACUGCCUGUGUGCUGAGUCUGGGCUGCUUGCUUAAUUGCAUUUCUGGAAGGGAAGGAGAACAGGAUGGAGAAACCUCUGCUUGCCCUUCCACUCUCCCCUCGCCCUCCCCUCUUCCCAUCGGUGGAGUUGGUUUCUUCUGAGCUGGGUCAGGGCAGCCAUGUCGGGGGGCUCUCCUGGAGGUAGAAUGCAGGAGUCGGCGCUUGGCUCUUAGUGAAGAACAACGGCCCACAGUGACAUCCAGGAGGUGGCUGGUGUUCCCUGUGCCUUGUGUUUCCCAGUGGGGACUCGUUGGAAGGGAGGACUCUGAAGGAGUCAGCGGGGCAACCACUCUGAGUGAGGGUGAGGAAGGAGGAGUCGCAGGCAGCUCCCUGCCCAUCUCUCCUGCUGAUUUGGCCACACUGGGGCCAAGGGUUCCUCUGUCUCUUCCACUGCUUUGCAAGGGUUGGAGAAGGAGACUUGUCUGCUCAUUCCCUCUUCUUUUGCCCAGACUGGCAGACACUUCUCUGGGGACAAGGCCACAUGGCUUGAUGCAGCUUCAAGUGCUGUGGUUCUGUUGCUGGGAGAUGCGGGGAGAGGGGCUGUGGGGUGGUGCUUUGAAAUGGCCUCCAGCCCCCAGGAAUUGGCAGAAAUGUGACAUGUCCCACACACUUGCUGGUGGAAAAAGAAGACAUUGGUUAGAAGAUAACCUCCAGCCAGCUUCUUGAGCCACAUUUUUUUAAAAAAGUUUCCACAGGUCAUUUACUUUUGUAAUAAAUAGCUGUUAUUUUGAAUGCCA
Messenger RNA from Myotis brandtii (Brandt's bat), 4586 nucleotides. It is a transcript of the gene POMT2, whose product is annotated as protein-O-mannosyltransferase 2. Gene Ontology annotation, biological process: protein O-linked glycosylation via mannose. The record is from RefSeq and is a predicted model, not a curated record. The transcript is spliced from 22 exons. Lineage: Eukaryota; Metazoa; Chordata; Mammalia; Chiroptera; Vespertilionidae. Bases 69 to 2216 code for a protein of 715 amino acids. Gene Ontology annotation, cellular component: membrane; endoplasmic reticulum. Gene Ontology annotation, molecular function: dolichyl-phosphate-mannose-protein mannosyltransferase activity.